CGUUCCGUCGAGUCGACCGCGAGCACAGUAGAUCGUCGACCGACAACCCCUUCGCGUACGAUCAUGUCUCGCCACGGCUGAUUAAGAGCUCCCUUCUUUUUUCUUCGUCAUUUUUUUUUUACCUGUCUGUCUCGGCUCGUACCUCAUUACAAACAGUGUAAAGAAGCUCAAUCAUAUCGCCGGAAAGUUUCGCUUUCGCGAAAGUACCUACCGAUACAUAUCGACGUUUCGCGGCUUGCAGUGUGUGACACGUCAGGUUACUAAGCCGCGUUUAUUGUCUUGCUAUCCCUCCGUAUAUAUCUUUCUUCAAUCCUCUGUCUCCUUCCUAUCCUCUGCCUCUCUCUCUCUCUUUUUCUGUUCGUGACCACUCGGAAAAAAGAAUAUGGAUGAGGCGAAUGGAAAAAUGCGGAGCAAGCACGAGGACGUGGAUACUGCGUCCCUCAGCGCUGACAUCCUGAACCCCUUUGUGCACCGUCUCGAGCUCGACACAACCUACGACAAGCUCAAGACGGCAUUCCUGACGGUAGCACUACUACCAUUCAGACUGGCUGCAAUUACGGCUCUGGUGAUCAUGGCCUGGCUCCUGGCUUGUUUAGGUCUUCUUGGAUUGUCCGAAGAAGAUCUACGUCGCGCACCUCUGACAGGGUGGAGACGCAAAAUAGUGCCCUGGCUGUGUUUUAUGGGCCGACUGACAUACCAAGCAGGAGGAAUGAGAAUCAUUGUGCGUGGAAGACAGGCGACGAGGGCGGAAGCGCCGAUUUUAGUGGUUGCACCCCAUUCGACCUUCAUGGACGGAGGGAUCGUCUACAUAACCGGGUUCCCUUCGAUCAUCGUAAGACGAGAAUCAGGAUUGAACCCAUUUAUCGGAAAGCUUAUCAACUAUACACAACCGGUCUAUGUUUGGAGAGAAGAUCCGAAUUCACGGCAAAAUACUAUCAAGGAAAUUAUCGAAAGAGCUACUUCAAAAGAGGAUUGGCCACAGGUGAUGAUAUUCCCGGAAGGUACUUGUACAAAUCGAUCGUGCCUUAUUACUUUCAAAUCAGGUGCAUUUUACCCUGGUGUUCCUGUUCAGCCAGUCUGCAUCAGAUAUCCUAACAAAUUGGACACCGUAACAUGGACGUGGGAAGGUCCUGGGGCAUUAAAGCUACUGUGGCUUACAUUGACACAACUGAAUAGCAGUUGUGAAAUAGAGUUCCUGCCUGUUUACAAACCAAGCGAAGCGGAGAAAACAGAUCCCAAGCUUUAUGCAAAUAACGUGCGACGUCUUAUGGCGGAGGCAUUACAGAUUCCCGUGUCAGAUUAUACGUAUGACGAUUGCCGAAUUAUUAGCAAAGCUCAUCAGCUAAACAUACCACGAGCAUCCAUCAUAGUGGAAGCCCAUAAACUUCGUAACAAACUCGGUUUGGUAUCGGCCAAAACGGAAGAAGAGUUAGUUCAGAAGAAAACAGAGAGAUUUAACGAAGAAGUUAAUUUGCACGAAUUUGCGCAAAUCCUCAGAAUAGAUGAAAAAGAGCCUGUUACUCAGCAACUAUUUCGGAUACACGAUAGGCAUGGAAAUGGUAAAAUAGAUUUGGAAGAAUAUUUAUUCACGGUGUUAGCUACAACAACCGCAAACUCGGAGCUAGACAAAAUCGAAACAGCGUUCGAAGUAUGUGGUACCAAGUCAUUAUCUUGUAUCAAUAAAAUGGAAUUAAGGAAGGCUUUAAAACUCUCAUUAAGUACGCCAACGGAAGAAUCUGAUAAAAUUUUUCAGAAUGCAAAGAUCGAUUUUGCUGACACAACAGUAAAUUUUGAAUUCGUAUUAGCAGCAUUAUCAGCAAGAGCAGAAUACUGUCAUAUAUUCGCUGGUAACCCCGAGACGAGGAAAAAAACUAUUUGAGAGUAUUUCAUCAACUCGUUCCAUGCUCAUCGAAGAUACAGAACACACCGUGUCUGUGGCAGGCCGCUUCUCAAUCAGGCAUGCUCCAGCCCUGUAUAAAUUUGUUCAAUUCUUGCUGAUAUUACUACCCUCUCAACGAAUAGAUAGCCAUUUUUAUUUAGUAUUAUUAUCGUUGACGAAGCAAGAAGUGUCGUCUUCGUGAGAAUUAAACAAGCGACGUACGGAACGGGAAGAUUAUAUACCGAUUACUAAAAAGUCGCGUUAAACGAGUCUGGCGUUUGUAUAGCACGAAUUUUCUUCCUUUUUUCUUUUUCUUUUCCUUAAAUCCUAGAAGAAGAACUUAUCUCGCACGAAUGAAGUCAAUUUUCGAAAGGAACGUUAAAAUCCAGAGUAAAAAAGAAAGCAAGGAAGGAAAAUGAUACGUAUUUAUUAUUUAACUCGUAAUGAUGACUUAACAUUGUAACGAUUUUUUAUUUUACUGCGAUUUAAUUUAUGAAAAUUUAAACUUUUGUAUCGUACCAUUUUUUCAAUACAAGAAUUCAUAUUGCAAAAACACACGUAGUUAUAGAAAUAUGAAAAAGAGGGAGACAACGGUUGACUUUUUUUUUAAUUUAUUGCGCAGUUCAUACGCAUACGAUAGUUGUGAUAUAGUUUUUUUGUUUCGUUCGAAUAACAAGGCAUAAUAAAAGAGAACUACUAUGUAUUUUCAUUCACAGAUAUACACUUAUCGUUGUUACUCACGUAGAGCUUACUGAAAAGCUUUCUUCCCUUUUAUUAAAAUGUCACGUUAAAAUUCAAAGUCAUGUACAUAAAUAGUAUUACACCGAAGGUUUCUUAGACGUAAGCAAGUUCCCCAAAUCUAACCCGUGUAAAAAUUACGAAUCACGGCGGGAAAAUUGUCCAUG
Bombus impatiens (common eastern bumble bee) is the source of this 2784-nucleotide messenger RNA. RefSeq names its product lysophosphatidylcholine acyltransferase (gene LPCAT). The transcript has 11 exons. The record is from RefSeq and is a predicted model, not a curated record. Gene Ontology annotation, molecular function: calcium ion binding. NCBI's taxonomy places the organism in Eukaryota, Metazoa, Arthropoda, Insecta, Hymenoptera, Apidae. The coding region runs from base 383 to 1879 and encodes 498 amino acids.